Messenger RNA from Megalobrama amblycephala (Wuchang bream), 2292 nucleotides. RefSeq lists its product as uncharacterized. The coding region runs from base 404 to 1084 and encodes 226 amino acids. The record is from RefSeq and is a predicted model, not a curated record. Lineage: Eukaryota; Metazoa; Chordata; Actinopteri; Cypriniformes; Xenocyprididae. The transcript has 9 exons.
GCGCGCCUUCACAAGUGACUCAAGAUCAGAUUUUCAGCGAACAACUUAAAUUCUGCACUCAACUUCACACAGAAUUAUUGUACUUUCUGCGUAAAGAAAGUUUAAAGAGUCAGUAAAGCACAGAUGGGUGAGAAACAGGUGAUUGAUCCUCCAGAUGUGAAUAAAGAGCAGCUGGUCUCUCGAUCUUCAGCAGCUCUCAGUUCUCCUCAAACCAGCAACAGAUCCUGGAUUAUAUCAAGUGUUUACUGGAUUUAUAUCAUGAUUCUGUUCACAUGUGGAGAUGAUCUGGAGGAUCUGGAUGAAGCACACGUGAAAAAAAUUCACUGUUUCAGUAAAAGUUUCAAGUACUGCAGAAGAUUGAAGGAAACACAAUGGGAAAUGGAGUGGAUUUUAUCAUGAACACAUGAAAAGGAGGGACAGCAGAGACACGCUUGCCGAUUCAUGGACUCUACUGGCUGGCAUCCACAUCACCGGGCGGGAGCGUGUAUCUUGGCUAUAUAUUGUGCAGGUUUCUUUCAGGAGGAUGAUCAUCUGCUCUCAGCGAUCCACUGGACCAAAGAUCUGCUUACAGCAGUGGAUCAUGGACAUCAUCAACAUGACGUGUGGAGAGAUUCAGUCCUCAGUGGGGUUUGUGUUCGUGAUUCUGCCUGUGAUUCUGAAUCAAACACUCAAUGAUCCUGACUGUGAGCAGAGCUGGUAUACUGAGGAUAAGCGUCUGAUCGCAGAUCCGUCAGAUCCACACAAACUGAUGUAUCCAGUGACGUCUGUAUCAUCUGAUCGUCUCGUCACUUCUGACUGUGUGAAUCUGAUUCAUGAGAUCAUCUGUGAUUCUGCUGAUGGACAUCAUUACAGUCAUGAGACCGUGUUCAGAGUGAGGAAUGAGACCGACAGCAGCGGACCGACACCAACUCCAGGAUCACAUCGGCUGUUGUGGCUUUGUGCUCUUUUAAUCGUCACUCUUUUUGCCAUCAUCUUGAUCUUAUUCAUGCUGCAGAAAAGGAAACCCAGAUGUUUCAGAUGUUUCUGUCAGCGUGAGGAUGAUCCAGAAAACAUGAAUCCUGAAUCUGCUGUCCAAAUGAUCUGAAGAUCCUCAUCGACUGACGUUCAGCAGCUUCAUAUCCAGAGCUUCAUCACAUCAACCACUGAACGAAGCUGCUGUUCAUGUAUGUAUUUAUACAAAGACACAUCAGUUAAACAGUUUCAGGUGAUAAUUCCCAGUGUAACGGUGUGUUAGAGCUGUGCGUGUAAACCUCACUCCCCUGAUCUCCAGAUAAAGGCCAUGAUGACCAUUUCAGCCACUGCAAGAGAAGUUGUUCAUCAUUUUCAUUGCCAUUAAAGUGAAAUAACUGAACAUAAACAUACAAGCUUGAUAAAAAAAUGGUCAUUUUAGAAGAAAAUUUAAGACGGCACUUUGAGGUAUAUAUACUUAUAUGACUCUCUUUAAUUUUCAAGUUAAAUAAACAUUUACAAUUACAAUUAUCAACCUCUAGAUGGCAACUGUGGCUCUACUGAGACAUGACUACUGAUGCCAGACUUGAAAGGUAGCUCUUGAUCACUGUUGCCGAUCUCGCGAUAAACUGUUGGAGAGCAAGCAACAACAAAUGUUAAAGCAAAGUGUUUCCUUGUGCCCUAAAACUCUCUAAUUAUCUAAAUACAAGGGGGUAAACAUGAAACCUGUGCACUCUAUUAUUAUUUGUUACGAAAGCCUCAUAUAUCUUUUAAUCUUUUGAUCAUUAUGAUAUGAAAAUAUAAGUUUUUGAUUUGGCAAGGCAAGUUUAUUUUAUGUCUGUAAUUCUGUUUUUUGACCACUGGGUGGAGUGUUGGCCUUAAUGAGUAUAUAGGCAGGCAAAGAGUAAGAGAGGGCAGGUGUGUAAUUAGAGGGAAGCACAACAUUUUUUGACCGUGUCUGGAGGUAAAUUUGUGAUGGCAUCCGAUGGUAUUUUAUAUGCUCUGGGCAGAGGAACUGUGAGAAAAAAUGACCUGUAUGAACUGUGUGAUGAAUAAAUCUGAUAAAGCAGUAUUUGGAGGACGAUUUAUCUUGUUUGGAUCUCACGCGUCAGAAACCACCCUACAACACCUCAAGUGACAAAAUGGCUAUUUGUGUCACUACAUUUUGUAGGCUAUAGCACAUUUCAACAACAAUUUUCAAGGUAAUUCAAAGUGCUUUACAUAAAACAUGGAAUUUAUGGAACUGAAAAUUAAUCAGGUUGUUUCAUAAACCAAAAAACAUUGUUAACCUUUAUUUACCUUUUUUGUCAUUGUUUUAUAUUUUUAUUAUGUUAAGUUGUAAAA